Messenger RNA from Auanema sp. JU1783, 1287 nucleotides. NCBI's taxonomy places the organism in Eukaryota, Metazoa, Nematoda, Chromadorea, Rhabditida, Rhabditidae. The record is from the annotation of a GenBank genome assembly.
AUGCCUCUUUCAACUGUGCAUUAUUCGGCUUUGCCGAAUGAUGAUGAAGAAGACAGAAUGGCAAAGUAUAAUAAUGAAAUUGAGUUUGGAGUACCAGAAGGAACGUUCGGCAGUGCUUUCACCUACGCUAAUUACAACGAUUUGGAUAGAAUGGGCUAUGAAGCUCCCAAGAGGUACUCUCAGAAAACAACAAAAUACAAUCGGUUCACUUAUUCCCAUAUGUUUGCAAGAGAGGAAGAUGAGAUUCCACCAAUGAAUGCUGUAGAAAUGAUAAUAUAUGGGAUAAGUGUCUUGUUAGCUGCCAUAACCUUACCAUUUUCAUUGAUGUUUGUUCUAAAGUUUGUUUCUACUUCUGAGAAGUUGGUCAUUCUCAGAUUGGGCAGGGCGCAAAAAACAAAAGGCCCAGGCGUGGCUCUGGUAUUUCCUUGUAUAGAUAGUACGCACAGAAUUAAUACUUCAAUCACUGCGUUCAAUGUUCCUCCUCAACAAAUAAUAACAAUUGAUAGAGGACUUGUUGAACUAGGCGCUACCAUAUUUCUGAAAAUUCGUGAUCCUAUUUCAGCUGUAUGUGGUGUACAGGACAGAAACAGUUCUACCAGAACUUUGGCGAACACAAUGUUAUAUCGAUAUAUCAGCAAAAAAAGAAUUUGCGAGCUAACGAAUCCUCAGGAUCGGAAAAUGAUUUCGGGAGAUUUUCAGAACGAACUACAAUCCUUCACUGCUCAGUUUGGAGUUGAGAUCACCAAUGUGGAGCUAUCAGAAAUUAAAAUAAUUAAAGAAGGAGAAAACAUGGGAUUAGCAGCUCUGAGUGCUGUAGCAUCUUCUGAAACAGGGAAGCAACUGUGGCAGGUUAUUGAGCCUGCCUUAUCAGAAUUCGCCAAGGCUAACGAAGGAGGAGAAUCGGAGAUUCUUAUAGAUACAAAACCUUCUGAAGACAUUCUGAUAGAUCUUAGUCCCGGCUUGGAUAUUGAUCAAUUGGUGUCCGUUAUAAACUUAGCUAUUGAUGAGCAACUUACUCGAUCUAUAGGAAAAAUUUUCCAAGUGAAUUGUAGUGGAUUGGCCCCAAUGUAUAUAGACCUCAAACAUUCGCCGGGCACCUGUGCCUUGGGACAAUCCAACAACCCUGAUGUUGUUUUUGAGACUACACAGUUAAUAUUCUUUCAAUUGAUCAAGAAAACACUUUCCCCGAUAAAUGCAUAUAUGAAUGGAUCGUUGAAAAUCAAAGGUUCAAUACAAGACGCAUUAUCUUUGAAAUACCUUGCUGAAAGAAUAUCUGAGUUGUUAUGA